Molecule: messenger RNA, 2694 nt
Organism: Rhagoletis pomonella (apple maggot)
Lineage: Eukaryota; Metazoa; Arthropoda; Insecta; Diptera; Tephritidae
Gene: Gdi
Product: rab GDP dissociation inhibitor alpha
Exons: 3
Coding region: 190-1521 (443 amino acids)
Biological process (GO): small GTPase-mediated signal transduction; vesicle-mediated transport; protein transport
Cellular component (GO): cytoplasm
Molecular function (GO): Rab GDP-dissociation inhibitor activity
Source: RefSeq, a predicted model, not a curated record
AUAUACAUCUCUUUCUCACUUGCAAUAUUUUCGCCUUGAUUUUUACGAAUAUUCGUGGACGAGUAGAAAAUUUUAUUGAACACGAUCGUGUUGGUGUCUAAAAGUGAAAUUCUGCUGUCGGUUGGAAAUAUUUUAAAGAAAGGUUUUAUUUAUUUAAAUUUGUAACUCAUCAAGUAUUUUACUUAUAAGAUGAAUGAAGAGUAUGACGCAAUUGUGCUUGGAACCGGUCUAAAGGAAUGCAUUCUAAGUGGAAUGCUCUCUGUGUCCGGCAAAAAAGUUUUGCAUAUCGACCGGAAUAAGUACUAUGGUGGCGAAUCUGCAUCCAUAACACCGCUAGAGGAAUUGUUUCAACGCUUCAACAUUGAAGCACCAGGUGAUAAAUAUGGACGCGGUCGGGAUUGGAAUGUUGAUCUUAUACCCAAGUUUCUCAUGGCAAAUGGAUCACUGGUUAAAUUGCUUAUCCAUACGGGGGUGACACGCUAUCUUGAGUUCAAAUCCAUUGAAGGAAGUUAUGUGUACAAGGGUGGGAAAAUCGCCAAGGUUCCCGUUGAUCAGAAAGAAGCCCUAGCCUCGGAUUUAAUGGGCAUGUUUGAAAAACGUCGUUUUCGCAACUUUUUGGUUUACGUGCAGGAUUUCAAAGAAGACGACCCAAAGACUUGGAAAGACUUCGAUCCGACAAAAUCGAAUAUGCAGGCACUUUAUGACAAAUUCGGCUUGGAUAAGAAUACACAAGAUUUUACUGGUCAUGCGUUAGCUCUUUAUCGAGAUGACGAAUAUUUAAAUGAGCCGGCUGCGAAUACUAUUCGUCGUAUUAAACUGUACUCUGAUUCUUUGGCACGAUAUGGAAAGUCGCCAUAUUUAUACCCCAUGUACGGCCUUGGUGAAUUGCCGCAAGGUUUUGCACGCCUAUCUGCUAUCUACGGCGGAACUUAUAUGCUUGAUAAACCCAUUGAUGAAAUUGUACUAGGUGAAGGUGGUAAAGUAGUUAGUGUACGCUCUGGAGAUGAAAUCGCUAAAUGCAAGCAGGUCUAUUGCGACCCCAGCUAUGUGCCUGAUCGGGUACGUAAGAAGGGUAAAGUAAUUCGGUGCAUUUGCAUUUUGGACCACCCAGUUGCGAACACCAAGGACGCACUAUCUACCCAGAUAAUCAUUCCACAAAAGCAGGUCGGCCGUAAAUCGGACAUUUAUGUAUCUCUCGUAAGCUAUACUCAUCAGGUAGCUGCCAGGGGCUGGUUUGUUGGCAUGGUGUCCACUACUGUAGAAACUGAUCAUCCAGAAAACGAAAUAAAGCCUGGCUUGGACUUAUUGGAACCUAUUGCACAAAAGUUUAUCACGAUCUCUGAUUAUCUGGAACCAAUAGACGAUGGUACUGAUACACAGAUAUUUAUUUCCGAAUCAUAUGAUGCUACUACCCAUUUCGAGACAACAUGUUUGGAUGUUUUAGAUAUCUUUAAGAGAGGAACCGGCGAAGACUUCGAUUUUUCGAAAAUUAAGCACGAACUUGGCGAUGAGGAUCAGUAAUUGUGUUUCGAUCAUAUUUUUACAAGAAACAGAUUCUGAUGUGCACGCUGAUAUCAUUGAAGAAGAACAUGAAUCAAAAUUGCGCAUGAUAUAAAAUAUAAUCACAUUACUAUAUAUUACUAUAAAUGCUUAAAUGAGCCAAACUGUUACAGCGAAAUAUUAAUAAAAAAAGAAUUGAAAAUAUGAAGGCUUGACACAAGGCACAUAAGUACAGGUAGAAGCCAUUUUGACGAUGCUCUCAUGAGCAGUAAACUUUCAAACUUCAACAUGUUUUGCUUUUAUUUUUCUAUAUUUCAUUACUUUUGGAAUGGCUUGUCGUUUUGUUUGAAUGUUCGUUAAUAGCAAAUUUGAAUUAAAAUUUCAAUUUUUGCAGUGCUGUGCAGUUAACUUUUGUGUAUAUGUAAUUUGUGCGGUUUAUGCUAAUGUGUAAUAAUUAAUAUUAUCUCGAACAUAUAUUAAAAAUGCAACACUUGAAGCGCUGUUUUCUAUGAAGUUUCAAAUAUAAUGCACACACACUUAAUUUUUUUAAACGUCCCUCAAUGUCUUUCGCGGAAGGAACGUAGGGAAAGCAGCUGUGAUGUAGCGCUACCGGAAAGACCCUCCAACAACACUGAAACUCAUCAAUCAAGUUGUAAUAGCUUAAUAGACCCUAAAUAAACUUCAAAUUUACUCAAAAACGUCAGCCAGUGAAAUGUAAUUUUUUAAUUUUCAUUCCACUCCCUCAAUCUCAUUUUUACUCUCACGAGAACUUCGACCUUUAAAAGUUUGUCGUCAAAUUGGCUUCUAGCUGUUUUUAAUGUACCUUGGCUUGCCACAUGUAUUGCGCCAUUGAAGUAAAACAUCUAUGCUUACUCAUUCAAACCCAAAAAAGUAUAUAUCAAUUGAAAAUGCACAUCGCCAUCGAUGGUGAUGAGAUGCAUCUCAUUGAUGUAAAUAUGUUUAAUCGCGAACUUCUUUUAUUAACAGAACUUUUUUAAAUGUCAUUUUUAAUUCUAUUUUUAUUCUAUUUCUAUUUUUUACAUGCAUGUAUAUAAAAAUAUAUCUUCACGUUUUUGAAGAGUUCGCCGUUGAUUAACGCCUUCACAUGAUAUAUUCUUUUCGCAGAAAGGUUUAUGUUUUAUUUAUGGAUAAUAACCAAUCGUUUAGAAUUUGAGAAUAAAUGAAAAAACAAUA